GCAGUGUCCUGAAAUAGCCUCUAAUUAACAUUUUCAAGUCGGAUCAAAUCUGAGCUAUCGGCCACUUUUGUACUGACGCCCAGCGGAUCAACAUUUCACCCAAUGCCCACCCGUCAACUAUGACAAGUUUUCACCGCAUGUUCUUGCACCCACUGCGAUCCCUACUUCCGAAACAUCCGAGCGAAAACGACACAUCCACUUUAAAAACAGGCAUGGUUUCAGAGCAAAUCAUCUCCUAACCUGUGCCUCCCAUUCAUCUUGACGUUACGAUUUAAGUCAGACGUCCCUCAUGGCUCCUCCUGCAAUCCACACAACCGCUCACUCUGACUCCGAGCCUACAGAGUUGAUUUUACCCGACCUCCUCAGCGAUUGCCACUAUCCCCUACGACCCGAAAUUACCAAAUUUGUGGGUUUGUGCACAGGUUACCUCACUGCAGCUUGCUACCCUGAUGCGGAUGCUUUCCAUCUCCGAGUCUGCUCAGAGAACUUCAGACAUCAUCAACUGCUAGAUGAGUUUGAUGUUGACAAUGCUUUGGGUAUGCGUGAAUGCUGUAUUUCUGCGUUCCAGGACCCCAUCAACUUCCAGACGGACAAAACUGCGGGAAAGAUGUGCAAAUCGCUCUUCAGUCGCUUCAGGGAAACGGGCGGCCCUGGCUGUACUGAGCGAUUUAUCCACACAAUGGACUUGUUCUUCAUUGCUGGGGCUAAGGAAGUGGACAACCGUGCAAAGAAACACAUCCACGAUCUUGAAUCUUACAUCACCUUUAGAAGAGACACGAGCGGCUGCAAGUUUUGCUUUGUCCUCAUCGAAUACGCAGCUCAGAUUGAUCUUCCGGAUGAAGUGAUGUCGCAUCCAAUCAUGAUGGCGGUGGAGGAUGCAGCCAAUGAUCAUAUCUCUUGGUCCAACAGCAAUCUCGCCAUGACACACAGUCUGAUUGCUGUGCUCAUGCGCGAACGAGGUCUGGACCUGCAAGGCGCUGUCGACUACUCUGGCCAGAUGUGCAAGAUUGCCAUGCAGCACUUUGAAGACAAUCGUGCUACCCUCCCAUCGUGGGGAACAGAGGUUGACAGACAGGUAGCCAUCUAUGUUCAAGGGCUGCAGGACUGGAUUGUUGCUAAUCUGCACUGGUCCUUCGAAUCCACCCGCUAUUUUGGCAAGGAUGGGCAGGCUGUCAAGCAGGACGGAAUCGUCAGGUUACUUCCCAAGAGGCCCCUGUAGAGCCUAUUUUGUAGGCAUGUUGCAUCGGUUUUUCGAUACAUUCACUCGUUCCUGCACUACGCGAUUCUGAAUCUGACUGUGACGACUCGCUAUAGAAAGUUUCAUGUACAUAAUAAUAUCCCACCUUCCUUGCCAUUUUUUGGCCAGCCUUCGCAGUUGUCUACACUAUGUAUAUAUUAUGUUGUGCGGUA
This is a messenger RNA of Suillus subalutaceus, 1410 nucleotides long. Its product is annotated as isoprenoid synthase domain-containing protein. NCBI's taxonomy places the organism in Eukaryota, Fungi, Basidiomycota, Agaricomycetes, Boletales, Suillaceae. The record is from RefSeq and is a predicted model, not a curated record. Bases 290 to 1219 code for a protein of 309 amino acids. The transcript is spliced from 5 exons.